Molecule: messenger RNA, 2751 nt
Organism: Leucoraja erinaceus (little skate)
Lineage: Eukaryota; Metazoa; Chordata; Chondrichthyes; Rajiformes; Rajidae
Product: frizzled-6-like
Exons: 7
Coding region: 381-2390 (669 amino acids)
Biological process (GO): non-canonical Wnt signaling pathway; canonical Wnt signaling pathway
Cellular component (GO): plasma membrane
Molecular function (GO): Wnt-protein binding; Wnt receptor activity
Source: RefSeq, a predicted model, not a curated record
GGGGCAGGCCGGCCCGGAGCCGCGGCGCUUCCUGGUGGGGCAAUCCGUCUGAUGGGAUACAAGGUUUUUUUUUUAAAGGAAUAUAAACAUUAGGAAUUCCAGCACUUCAGAAACAUCUUGUUAAUGCAUUCUUUCGGAAGAAUAAGGGAUGUGGUUCACUAUCAAACGUGGAUGAAAACCACUACUGUAUCUUGCCAUUAAUUUGGAUCAAAGUGCCCUUGAAUCUGCAAGCAAAGUUAUUUAUCGCUGACCCACGAUGAAAAAGUUCACAGGUCCUCGUCGGUCUGUUAAUCCUGCUGGUGAUACAUUGGAGCCAGGGUCACAGCCUUUUCACUUGUGAGCCCAUAACCAUCCACUGGUGUGAAGGUCUCUCCUACAACAUGACAUUUUUCCCCAACAAAUUGGAACACUAUGAUCAGGCCAUUGCAUUGGUUGCAAUGAAGCCGUUCCAGCCUCUUAUCAACCUGCAUUGUUCGCCGGAUGUGAAAGCGUUUCUGUGCAGUGCCUUUGUGCCGGCCUGCACUGAACAGCUUUGGAUCGACCAGCCUUGUCAAAAGCUUUGUGAGAAGGUUUUCCAGGACUGCGAAAAGCACAUCAAGACGUUUGGGAUCACGUGGCCAGAGGAGUUGCAGUGUGAUCGGUUGGUAGAUUGCGUUGAUGGCCAGCACUCUCCAGCAGUAGGUUCGACUUCAAGAUCAGUUACAGAGAAGACAUCACAAACGGUGGUGAAGGAUUAUGGAUUUUGGUGUCCACGACCUCUGAAAAACCCCACUGGUCAUGGCAGUUCAUUUCUUGGCGUAGAUGACUGUUUGCCACCAUGUCCUAACAUGUACUUCAAAGAAGAUGAGCUGAACUUUGCUAAAUAUUUCAUUGGAGUUGUUUCCAUGUUUUGUCUGUGUUCGACACUCUUUACAUUCUUGACUUUUCUUAUCGAUGUCAGAAGAUUUCGCUACCCUGAGCGACCCAUCAUUUUCUUCGCAGUUUGCUAUAGCAUGGUGUCUCUGAUGUACUUUGUUGGUUUCAUUGCUGGUAAUAACAUAGUCUGUAACAAGGCUGAUGAGAAAUUGGGUACCAUGGAAACUGUUGUCAUCGGUGCACAGAACAAGGGAUGCACACUCCUUUUUAUGUUGCUAUAUUUCUUUACCAUGUCAGGAACUGUGUGGUGGGUGAUUUUGACCAUAACCUGGUUCCUGGCAGCUGGACUGAAAUGGAGUUGUGAAGCCAUUGAACAGAAAGCUUUGUGGUACCAUUCUGUUGCUUGGGGAAUGCCUGGAAUAUUCACAAUAAUGCUGUUGGCCUUGAACAAAGUUGAAGGCGACAAUAUCAGUGGUGUAUGCUUUGUUGGACUAUACGAUUUGAAUGCUUUGCGUUAUUUUAUCCUGACACCAUUGUGCCUCUGUGUGGUGGUGGGGUUGUCACUGUUGUUGGCAGGAAUCAUAUCCUUGAAUAAUGUGCGGCAAGUCAUCCAACAUGACGGAAGAAAUCAGGAGAAGUUGAAGAGAUUUAUGAUUCGAAUUGGUGUUUUUAGCGGGCUGUACUUGGUGCCAUUGGUUGCUCUCCUGGGAUGUUAUAUUUAUGAACAAACUCUUCGGACAACUUGGGAAACUACGUGGGUUCACGACUACUGUCAAGAUUAUCCCAUUCCAUGUCCCAACCAGGUAGAAACUCUGACAAGACCUGAUCUGUCUCUUUUUAUGAUGAAAUACCUGAUGACUCUAAUUGUCGGUAUACCAGCAGUAUUUUGGGUUGGCAGCAAGAAGACCUGUUCCGAAUGGGCCAAUUUCUUCCAGAGAGCUCGCAAGCGAGACCCGAUAACGGAAAGCCGCAGGGUGCUGCAGGAGUCCUGUGAAUUUUUCCUAAAGCACAAUUCCAAAGUGCAGCACAAGAAGAAACAUAAGUCAAGUUCCCAUAAACUCCGGGUCAUCUCCAAAUCCAUGGGGACAUCCACCAUAGGUGUGGCAAGUCAUGGCACCUCCUUGCUUGCAGCAGCUCCAGGAUCACUGUCAGAAGCAAAGCCUUUUCUUGAAGUCAGCGAGCAUGAUGCUCUCCUGCCCGAAAUGCCUUUGACAUUGAAUGUCUCGGCUGGCAAACAAGCUUCAGUGAGUGUAUCGGGCCACGUAAUGUCUGCUGAGUUACAGGAGAAAAGAAACAAAGAAGACAAGAAUUCCGGUGGAAUCAGCAUCCAGUCUGAAAGCUUGCAAUGUGUCCCAGAUGGAAGAUUAACACCAAGUGGCAAUGAUGCUGAGGAACCUACUUCGCAAAGUAGCUAUGUCCAAGUGCCACACUAUUCACAUCCCACCAGUAGCAAGGGUUGUGCUUCUCUCCUUGUACAUGCAUUGCCGCAAUUCAGCAAAGUUGAAGACGCUGAGAAUGAUGUGUCAAAUGCCUGAGGAUGCAUGCUUUGAACUGUUUAGCUUUACAUUCCUUUGUAAAAUAUUUUGAUCAUAACAUACUCUUUGUGAACUUAGUACUUGCUAUACGAUAUUUUGGACGCUACAUGCAGCUUUUUAUAAGAUGCCGUUUAAGUAUGUUACAUCUUAAAUAGUUUGUAGAAAAGUAAGCGUAAUGUUUAAUAUAAAUCAGCAGUUACUACAGGUUUUAAAACUACCAUAAAAUAGCAUGUUAAAUCAUUUUUAUACUUCCAAGCAAAGUAUUUUUGAUGUUAUGGUGGUCCUUAUUUUCUACUUAAAUUUUAGUUUUGUGUAAAGGGGAGAAAAUUAGUCUAGUGAAUAUUUUGCCUUUUUUGUGCAG